Thermothielavioides terrestris NRRL 8126 is the source of this 291-nucleotide messenger RNA. RefSeq lists its product as uncharacterized. The transcript has 2 exons. Lineage: Eukaryota; Fungi; Ascomycota; Sordariomycetes; Sordariales; Chaetomiaceae. The coding region runs from base 1 to 291 and encodes 96 amino acids. Gene Ontology annotation, cellular component: mitochondrion. The record is from RefSeq and is a predicted model, not a curated record.
AUGUCGGUUCCUCGCGCGCGGCUGCUCGACCUGAUGAGGGCUCAAUGCGAGCUCUUCUCCACCACGUUCAACCCCGAGGGCAUCCGGACGGGCAACAAGAUCCUGCGCCAGCGACUAAAGGGUCCCGCGCUUGCCUCGUACUACCCCCGAAGGAUCACGACGUUCCGCGAAUUCCAGAAAGCGUUCCAAUCGCUGCAGCUGGAGAUUGAGGAUGAGGAUGAGCUUGAUCGCCUGGAGCAUAUCGCUGCGUGCGUCGCCUCUUCCCCGCGGCCGGUUUUUGCGUCGGUCUAA